CAUCUCUACAUCUCUACAAACAAACAAGAGUGCAUGACAAACUAACAAGAAUGAAUGAGGGGAUAAAAAUGAAGUCAUGGUUAUUACUACGUACUUUCUAGCGUAAUUAAAUUAACAUUUCAACCGUAUGAGCAUCAUUAUCACUAUUCCUUCUCUGGUAUAUAUCUUUACUUUACUCUUUAUGAGACAUUAACCAUUGUGCCUACUACUUAUUCAUAAUAUUUACAAUUAAAAUCUACUGCCAUGUUUUCCCCUAGGUUGUUUUACACUAAAAAGGAGGCAUAAUAUAAAUGAUUCAAGAGUAUGUGAUUUAAAAAGGAGGCAUAAUGUAAAAAGGAGGAAUAUCCAAAAAAGACAAUUCCUUGUAAUAUUCUGGUAUAGAGUAUGUGAUUUAAGCCUCUUUUAUCUUCUCCCGCCUAUAAGAUGCCACUAAAUGAUGUUUUACAUCCCUAAUCCACUACUUUUGGAAUUUAGAAGUCACGAUUCUUGUGUUUCUAUUAAUACCAAGUUUUUUCCUUGAAUCAUUCUUUUCAAAUAGGGUUGUGAUAAUGUGCAAAAAAUAGAAACAGAUGACCCGAAUCUGGGAAUGGCAGUUGUUUUUUGCAGCCAUGAGUAAAAUUUUGUCUUUUCUCAUUUCUUGUGUUGUUUGUAGUUUUCAAAACCGAUUCUCUUAUUGAUUUGGGAGUAAAUUUAUUUUUUCUUUUACUUCUAAUUUUUUAUUGUUCAAUUCAUGAGGAGUUUUGGCAAAACUUCUACCGCAGAAGAAAUGUUUGCCCCAGCUAAGAUCAUUAAUAUGUUGUAGAUGGCGAACCAAAACAAAGUCAACUCUGUUCAUUUCUACUAAAAGAAAGUGGGGGCGGACUCGGAAUCGAAUAUUACAAAGGACGCAAGAGAAAAGAAUAAGGAUGAAGCAUUAGGAGAACAGAAGCGCAGGAUGCUCUGGGAGACACAGGGAAUGAGAUGCAAGAGAAGGAAAGUAUGGCACUGAAUGGGGCAAAAAACGGGGAGGAGGCGGGCUUCGAGCAGUAAGCCCGCCUGAAAAUGUGCAAUGCCAGAAGAAAGGAUUCUUGAUGAAGAUGCAGUGCAUGCAGAUCGGGAGGAAGUUUAUCUUGUGUUAUUUUAGCUUUUAUUACUUCUCAGACUUUUCAGUAUGUUUUUUAUUUGGUGUAGUUGUUGUUUUUCAUGGUUGUAAGACAUUAGAUUUGGAUGUGGGUGACUUUGGAAUUGGGGUAACCGUUUAUGGCUUAUUUGUGCCCAUUAAUGAAUCAGCGAGUUAUAUUGCUUCUGGUGAGGUGAUUAACUCUGAGUCUGGUUCGCGGGACAGCGGUUGUCAGGAUUCUAUUUGUCGGAUUACCCAUAAUCUGAAUGUUGGGAUUUCAAUUUAAGCCAGAUUCUUCCAAAAAAAAACUUCAACUUCCUUUUUUUUUGCUUCCUUUUUCAUUUUCAUUUUUAUAUAUACUUUAUGUCUUCU
Molecule: messenger RNA, 1471 nt
Organism: Cuscuta europaea
Lineage: Eukaryota; Viridiplantae; Streptophyta; Magnoliopsida; Solanales; Convolvulaceae
Source: the annotation of a GenBank genome assembly